Messenger RNA from Fomitopsis serialis, 1332 nucleotides. RefSeq lists its product as uncharacterized. The transcript has 6 exons. NCBI's taxonomy places the organism in Eukaryota, Fungi, Basidiomycota, Agaricomycetes, Polyporales, Fomitopsidaceae. The record is from RefSeq and is a predicted model, not a curated record. Bases 1 to 1332 code for a protein of 443 amino acids.
AUGUGGCUAUUCCUCAGAGGCCGCGUGGGCUUAGCAGAGCCCAUCCUGCGUGCACUAGCAAAGGAUUCUGGGCUUCCGCCGUUGUACUCUGAAUACCAUCAGCUGGAACUCAGCUUACCGCAACACGACGUGGACGCACAGGCGUCCGAUGGACAUCCAGUGAAGUACCUCUGGAUAGCAAAUCAUAUACGAGGCAACGGCUGGGGAAAUGCGAUGCAGGAUUUACUCCUGAAUGCCUAUCUGGCUUACCGUUCAGGUCGUUCCUUUGUCUUCAACAACUACACUUGGGAGGAGGGCGUUUCGGACUACUCUCUGUACAACUUCAGGCCUAUCCCUGCGCGAAUACCUUUGACUGCGUUGAUACAGGGUCCUAUCGUCGGGGCGCCCUUUACUGCCGACCCCGAAGCUCCUAGAGCUGUCAUGAAAGAAUUCUGGGACAAAGUCUGUCCUAACCCAACAAUUAUACGGAACGAAGACGUUCUCGCCAUGAUGGAUAGCGAUAGGCAAACCACCGCGUCCUCGACGCUACAGAAGUGGCUUGAGGUGCUGAAAGCCAUCGAUGAUCCAUGUGUGGAGGUCGCAAAGGACCCGCGGCAGAUCUUCGACAUAUGGAUUCUCCAGGAUGCAAGUCGCCUGCUCGACGAAUGGCCUUCGUUCUCUCAGUCGCCCAUCUUGAAAGAGUUCGGAUGGUCGCCGCUCAUAGAGCUAGCCUUCGACAUGAACCGCGAGCUGUUUGCGCCGUCGACCAUCUGGCAGCCAUACACAUCCUCCACUUCGCUCGGCGUCAUGAAUAGCGCCGAACGAUAUUCGUCAAUUCCGGGUCUCCUAGCCGUACACAUCCGACGUGGAGACUUCGUGCGACACUGUAGACGUCUCACAGAAUGGCAGGCCAAAUUCUUUGGCUACAGCGCCUUCCCGUCGUUUCCCGACAAGUUGCUAGUACCCGAAGACGCAUCGCCGGCAACGAGAGCAGAGAUGUACCAUCUCCAUUGCUUCCCCGAUAUUCCAGAGAUCGUGCGAAAAAUAGAAGAGGUCAGACGCUCCGAAGCUGGACAGGGAAUUGAGAAUAUCUACAUCAUGACGAACGGUCCAACCCCUUGGAUAGCCGAACUUAAGAAAGCUCUGCGGAACUCGUUCGAGUGGAACAGAGUCACCAGCGGCAGAGACAUACUGGUGAACCACGAGCAGGAGUACGUGAAGCAAGCGGUUGACAUGCUCAUCGGGCAGAGGGCUCAGGCCUUCAUUGGCAAUGGGUUCUCUAGCAUGACGGGCCAAGUGUCCAUGUUGCGCAUGGCGAACGGCUUCGCACCUAACACCACUCGUUUCUGGUAG